This is a messenger RNA of [Candida] anglica, 1612 nucleotides long. The record is from the annotation of a GenBank genome assembly. Lineage: Eukaryota; Fungi; Ascomycota; Pichiomycetes; Serinales; Debaryomycetaceae.
UUUGUAUAUAUCAUCAUUUAAUCUAGAAUCUACAUUGAAAAAAAAUGGUUCAAAUUAGUGAAGUUAAGGACACUCAGGGGAAGGAGAGCAGAACUGCCGCUCACACCCAUAUCAAGGGGCUUGGAUUGGAUGAACAUGGAGUUGCCAAAAGAGUUGAAGGAGGAUUUGUUGGUCAAGCAGUAGCUAGAGAAGCUUGUGGAAUCAUUGUUGACUUGAUCAAAUCUAAAAAGAUGUCCGGGAAGGCCAUCUUGCUUGCAGGUGCUCCAGGAACUGGUAAGACCGCGUUAGCCUUGGCUAUAUCACAAGAAUUGGGACCAAAGGUUCCAUUCUGUCCAAUUGUUGGUUCUGAACUUUAUUCAGCAGAAGUUAAAAAGACUGCUGCCUUGAUGGAAAAUUUUAGAAAGGCUAUUGGAUUAAGAAUUAAAGAAACUAAAGAAGUUUAUGAAGGUGAAAUCAUUGAAUUAACUCCUGAAGAAGCUGAAAAUCCAUUGGGUGGAUAUGGUAAAACCAUCAGUCACGUGAUUGUCGGGUUAAAGACUGCAAAGGGUACAAAGAAUUUAAGAUUAGAUCCAAGUAUUUAUGAAAGUAUUCAAAAGGAAAGAGUUGCUGUUGGGGAUGUUAUUUACAUUGAAGCCAACACUGGAUCUGUUAAAAGAGUAGGACGUUCAGAUGCAUAUGCUACAGAAUUUGAUUUGGAAGCUGAAGAAUAUGUACCAUUACCAAAGGGAGAAGUUCAUAAAAAGAAGGAAAUCAUUCAAGAUGUUACUUUACAUGACUUGGAUGUUGCUAAUGCCCGUCCACAAGGUGGUCAAGAUGUCUUGUCCAUGAUGGGACAAUUAUUGAAGCCACGUAAGACUGAAAUAACGGAUAAAUUACGGUCAGAAGUAAACAAGGUUGUUUCCAAAUACAUAGACCAAGGUGUAGCUGAAUUGAUUCCAGGGGUUCUUUUCAUUGAUGAAGUUAAUAUGUUGGACAUUGAAUGUUUCACAUAUCUUAACCGAGCUUUGGAAAGUACCAUUGCUCCUAUUGUUGUAUUGGCUUCUAACCGUGGUAUGACUGUGGUUAGAGGCUCUGAUGAUGACAAAAAGUCUCCACAUGGAUGUCCUCCAGAUUUAAUCGAUAGAUUACUUAUUGUGAGAACUUUACCAUACAAUCAAGAAGAAAUUAAGAUCAUUAUUUCGAAAAGAGCCACUUUAGAAGGUUUGCGUAUUAGUCAUGAUGCCUUGGACAAAUUAGCUUCACAUGGAUCUACCAACUCUUUACGUUAUGCUUUGCAAUUAUUAGCGCCAGCCGGGAUCUUGUCCAAGACAGCCGGUCGUACGGAAAUCUUGAGUGAAGAUAUUGAAGAAUGUGAAGUUUUAUUUUUGGAUUCUCGUAGUUCUACCAAAAUAUUAGAACAGCAAUCCGGAUAUUUGUAAUUAUUAUUACGAGCAAUCGAAUAUUUUCCUUGGUAACUUAAAACGCUACUUGAAACGAUUAAAUACAAUACAAAAAAAAAAAAGGCAAAUCAAAAAUAACAUUGAAAAUGGAGGGGAGUGGACGAGACUCCCGGUAUUAUUCGUGAAUGUCUGUGGCGCAAAUACAACGUCGUACUUGGCAAAUAGCUAAAAGA